AUGCGAAGCUCAAUGGCUCAAGAGAUUAGCUACCCUUGCCCGUACGCUGAAGGAAUCUUCACAAUAGCGAUUGACAUUGGAGGUAGUCUAGCUAAAGUGGUAUUUUCUCCGUUUAAAAGUAAUAGGAUUUUGUUUGAUACUGUCGAGACAGAGAGGAUUGAUAAAUUUGUCCGAUUAUUGCAUUCUAUCAUUGAUAACCACCAUGGCGGUGAUUACUCCACAACACAGAUUGUAGCAACCGGCGGAGGGGCAUAUAAAUUCUACGACCUUUUAAAGAAAGAGUUUCCCAGUGUGGUUGACAUUAAGCGGCUCGAUGAAAUGCAAUGCUUGAUCAAGGGCGUUGAUGCCUUCAUUCAUGAAAUUCCAGAUGAGGUUUUCACGUUUAAUGACCAGGAUGGUGCACAAAAUGUUUUACUGCCCAACGGCUCUCAGAAUUCGCCCAAGACAUACCCAUACUUGCUCGUUAAUAUAGGGUCUGGUGUAUCGAUCUUGAAAGUUGAUGAUCGAGACACCUUUUCUCGUGUAGGUGGUUCAUCUCUCGGCGGAGGGACUCUAUGGGGUCUUUUGUCACUGAUUACUGGUGCCCAAACUUACGACCAAAUGUUGGACUGGGCUAACGAGGGAGAUAACACAACAGUGGAUAUGUUAGUUGGAGACAUUUAUGGAUCUGAUUACAGCAAGAUCGGUCUAAAAUCAUCAAGUAUAGCCAGUUCAUUUGGCAAAGUAUUCCAGAAUAGAAGAGGUUCCGUUAGUAAGUCCACUUCUCCGGUACCAGCUGACUCAAAGACUUCACACGUCGAUAUAGCAUUGAGAAAUAAAAAAUUCAAGAAUCCAGAUGUUUGCAAAAGUUUACUAUACGCCAUCUCUAAUAAUAUAGGGCAAAUUGCAUACCUUCAGGCUAAAAUCCACAAGGUACAAAAUAUUUAUUUUGGGGGUUCAUAUAUCAGAGGACAUUUGACAACGAUGAACACAUUAAGCUACGCAAUAAACUUUUGGUCUCAGGGAAGGAAACAAGCAUUUUUCCUCAAGCACGAAGGGUAUCUUGGAGCAAUGGGAGCUCUAUUGAGUGCUUAA
This is a messenger RNA of Torulaspora delbrueckii, 1074 nucleotides long. RefSeq names its product pantothenate kinase (gene CAB1). Gene Ontology annotation, biological process: coenzyme A biosynthetic process. The record is from RefSeq and is a predicted model, not a curated record. Lineage: Eukaryota; Fungi; Ascomycota; Saccharomycetes; Saccharomycetales; Saccharomycetaceae. The coding region runs from base 1 to 1074 and encodes 357 amino acids. Gene Ontology annotation, cellular component: nucleus; cytosol. The transcript has a single exon. Gene Ontology annotation, molecular function: ATP binding; pantothenate kinase activity.